Molecule: messenger RNA, 2837 nt
Organism: Erinaceus europaeus (western European hedgehog)
Lineage: Eukaryota; Metazoa; Chordata; Mammalia; Eulipotyphla; Erinaceidae
Gene: MPL
Product: MPL proto-oncogene, thrombopoietin receptor
Exons: 12
Coding region: 13-1956 (647 amino acids)
Biological process (GO): cytokine-mediated signaling pathway; hemopoiesis; positive regulation of cell population proliferation
Cellular component (GO): membrane; external side of plasma membrane
Molecular function (GO): cytokine receptor activity; protein binding
Source: RefSeq, a predicted model, not a curated record
AGCACUGAGAAGAUGCCCUCCUGGUCCCUCUUGGUGGCUACCUUCUGCCUCCUCCUGGUCACCUCUUGCUUCCUCCUGGCCCCCCAAAACCUGGCACAAGUCACCAGCCAAGAUGCCUCCCUGCUGGUCUCGAACUCAGAGCCCCUGCACUGUUUCUCUCGGACAUUUGAGGACCUCACUUGCUUCUGGGAUGAGGAAGAGGCAGCACCCAAUGGAACAUAUCAGUUGCUGUAUGCCUACCCAGGAGAGAUGCCCCGAGCUUGCCCUCUAAGUUCCCAGAGUGUGCCCCCUUUUGGAGCCCGAUAUGUAUGCCAGUUCCCAGUCCAGGAUGAAGUGCGCCUCUUCUUCCCACUGCACCUCUGGGUGAAGAAUGCAUUCCUCAACCAGACUGUGAUGCAGCGGGUGCUUUUUGUGGACAGUGUGGGCCUGCCUGCUCCCCCCAGUGUCAUCAAGGCCAUGGGUGGGAGCCGGCCAGGGGAACUUCAGAUCAGCUGGGAGGCCCCAGCCCCCGAUAUCAGUGAUUUCCUGAGACAUGAACUCCGAUAUGGUCUCAAGGGUCCUGGAAACUUCACUGGUCCCACAGUUGUGCAGCUCCUGUCCACAGAAACCUGCUGCCCGGUUCUGCAGAAGCCAAACCAAAUUGCAGCUCUGGAUCAGCCUCCCUGUACUCAGCCCAUGAUGCCUCAACAGGAUGGAGCAGAGCAGACCGCCCCAACCAGAGAAGCUCUGCCAGUGAAGGGUGGAAGCUGCCUCCUCUCUGGACUUAAGCCUGGUAACUUUUACUGGCUGCAGAUACGUAGCCAACCAGAUGGUGUCUCUCUCCAUGGCUCCUGGGGGCCUUGGUCCCUCCCUGUGAGUGUGGGCCUGCCCCGGGAUGCAGAGGAGAUUGGACUUCAGUGCUUUACUCUGGACCUGAAGAAUGUCACCUGUCAGUGGCGGCAGCAAGACCAUGCUAGCUCCCAAGGCUUCUUCCACCACAGCAGAACAUGGUGCUGCAUCCGAGAGAGAGACCCUGUCUGGGAGAAAUGUGAAGAAGAGAAAACCAACCCAGAAUUACAGUCCUUCCAGUUCUCCCGCUGCAACUUCAAAUCACAAAAUGGCAGUGUUAUCCAUAUCCUCGUGAAAGCGACCACAGUCCAGGGUGCUGUUCACAGCUACCUGGGCUCACCUUUCUGGAUCCACCAAGCUGUGCUCAUCCCCACUCCCAACCUGUUCUGGAAGGAGGUCUCCAGUGGGCAGCUGGAGUUGAAGUGGCAGCAUCCCUCCUCUUGGGCAGCCCAAGAUACCUGUUAUCAGCUUCGAUAUACAGGAGAAAGCCAUCAGGACUGGAAGGUGCUGGAGCCGCCCCUUGGGGCUCAGGGAGAGACCCUGGAGCUGCGGCCUCGCUCUAGCUACCGUCUACAGCUGCGCGCCAGGCUUUACAGCCCCAGGUACCAGGGCCCCUGGAGCGCCUGGUCAGACCCAGUGAACGUGGAGACCGCCUCCGAAACAGCCUGGAUCUCCUUGGUGGCAGCUCUGUUCCUGGUGUUGAGUCUCAGCACCGUGCUGGGCCUGUUGCUGCUGAGGUGGCAGUUUCCUGCGCACUACAGGAGCCUGAGGCAUGCCCUGUGGCCCUCACUACCAGACCUGCACCGGGUUCUAGGCCAGUACCUUAGGGACACUGCAGCUCUGAGUCCGCCCAAGGCUUCCAUCUCAGAUGCCUAUGAAGAAGUGGAACCCAGCCUCCUGGAAAUUCUACCUAAGUCCACAGAGAAGAGCCCCUUGCCCCUGUGUUCUUCCCAAGCCAAGAUGGACUACAGAGGACUGCAGCCUUCUUGCCUGGAGACCAUGCCUCUGACUGUGUGCCCACUCACAGCUGAGUCUGGGUCCUACUGCACCACUCACAUAGCCAACCAUUCCUACUUACCACUAAGCUGCUGGCAGUCCCCUCACUCCCAGUACCCUGGACAGCUCUAAGUCCUUAGACCUCUCUUCUGAACCUUCCUACUCACCACCACCCACACACACCCAACAUAAAUAUCUCAGACCUCACUCCCCUCUCUUUAUAGCUAGACUUCAUAACACUGAUCUUUCAGUACUGCUUGCAUCUAGGAUGUCUCCUUAGGUUCAUUUGACUAAGUUCUUCUAACUUGUUCCUUCAUUCUCCUCUUUCACAUCAAAACUACAAAUCUCUACUUCUUAUUUGCUCUUAAACUACUUCAGUUAUUCCCCCUAGUACCACAUUGCUAGUGAAACUGCUCUGGCAAAGUUCAACUCAGAUCUCAUUGUAAAAGCUAGUGGGAUCUUGUUAACACUCAGGUUAGCUGCUCUCUGUGGAAUUUGUCAUGGCAACUGCUGAUUUCUCCUUGAAAUUUCUCAUCUAGCUCAACUUUCAUGAUCUCACUGUCUCUCCUGGAUCUACUCUUGCUGCUUUCUGUAUAUGAGUGAACAGCAUAUAUUCUGGAACUAGAGCUGGGUUCAAUUCCUGGAUUUCCAGACUUGGUGGGCAACAACUUAAAAAUCAUUGGGCCUUGGUUUUCUCAUCUAUAAAAUGGAAAUAAUGAGGGCUGUGUGGUAGCAUACCUGGUAGAGUACAUGUGUUACUAUGCACAAGGACAUGGAUUCAAGUCCCCAAUUCUCACUUACAAGGGGGAAGCUUCACAAGUAGUGAGGCAGCACUAUAGGUCUUUCUCUAUUUUUUCUUGAAAAAAAAAAAAAGCAACAAGAUUUUAUUGUCUUCAAAGUAAAUCCAAGAUGAAGUUAGAACUGGAUUACUUGGUCCUUUAUUUUCUUAUCUCCUCCAAGUUCAAAAUGCUUGCCUCUAUUAAUAGCUAGAUUUGUAGUUGGGUUCAACACAU